This is a messenger RNA of Guillardia theta CCMP2712, 742 nucleotides long. RefSeq lists its product as hypothetical. NCBI's taxonomy places the organism in Eukaryota, Cryptophyceae, Pyrenomonadales, Geminigeraceae. The record is from RefSeq and is a predicted model, not a curated record. Gene Ontology annotation, molecular function: NAD+ poly-ADP-ribosyltransferase activity. The transcript has a single exon. Bases 136 to 624 code for a protein of 162 amino acids.
CAGUACAUCGGGCAGGGCAGAGACAACCAGGGCCUGACGCAUAAGGGAUACAGGGUAGAGCGAGUGUUCCACAUCCAAGACCGCAGCCUCUGGUUACCCUUCGCUGUCCAGCGCAAGAAUGCCAGCCGAUGGAUCAUGGAGUCGAGGAGGAGCCGUCCUAAGACCAAGGUGAGUACAUGGCGAGACUGGAUGAAGCGCGAGCUGCUCCAAGACAAGACGAGCAACGAGGUCUUUCUCUUCCACGGCACUCGGCAGAACGUGGUUGACGCUAUCCUGUCCUGCGGGCUCGACGAACGAGUCUGCAGCAUGGGAGGCUUGUUCGGAGCUGGCAUCUACCUCGCCGAGAACUCCAGCAAGAGCGACGAGUACUGCGUGCCGGAUGCCCGAGGCAUCUGCUCCAUGUUCCUCGUCCGGGCAGUGCUGGGCAUGCCUUAUGAAGCCGAGCAUCCGAUGCCCAACACAAGGCUUCCUCCUGCGAGCGCGGACUCCCGUCCUCACGACUCGGUCAUAGGAGUCACCCGCAGCACUCACCCGUCCGCCUUCCUGCACAAGUACCGAGAGUUCAUCGUCUACGACAGGCGGCAGACGUACCCCGAGUUUCUGAUCGAGUUUAGGAGAGUGUGAGGCAGGGAUGAGACUCGUGGUGGGGUGAAGGGGCCCGGACAGCUUGCGCGAGGUAACAACAGGGAGCCAAGGGGCUACGAUAAGUUGUUUGAUUGUAAUCGACAUGUUACCUACUGUG